UUCUUUUUCUUGCAGGUUGGUGGGAAAACAGAAAGGUGUGGGAGCUUUUCUUUCGAUUAGCUUGUAGAUAACCAAGGAUAAAGCAAACUUGUUUUGAGCUGGUUCUUUUGUUGAUAUUGACAUUUAGGUAGUUAUCAGAUCUUUAUACUUGAGCAGUCAUGGAGGCAAAUGAUUCAUUGAGGAAACAACAAGAGGAAUAUACUGCAUUCGAAGAGAAGGUAAAGAGGACAGUGUAUCUGGACAAUCUUUCACCACUGGUAAGCAUACCAAUCCUCAGGAAUGGACUUGGACAAUUUGGUGAGGUAUUAAAUGUGAAAAUCUUACCAAAUUAUUUGGAGGCAAACAAUGUUGCCGUGAGUGCUUUAGUUGAAAUGCAAAAUGAACGUGAGGCUGCAAACACAGUGACAGAAAUUACAGAAAAUGUAUUCAUGAUUGCUGGCAUGCCAAGACCAGUGAGAGCGAUGAAAGCAAAAAUUGAAAUGUUUCCUGACCGUCCAACACUCCCUAGAAGAAGAAUUCAGUGCUGUUGGAUCAAUUCCAAUGACCCCAAUUGGAAUAUUGUCUUAACACGGAAGCAUUUUGCCAUGAAACAUUCCCUAGAAGCUGCACAAUUAUUGAAGCAUCAAAGAGAAGAAGAAGAAAAGCUAGGAGCACAACAGGAAGCCACCCUAACAAGUAAAUAUAAAACAUAUGAAUCAAUUCAAGGCUUAAUUAAUGAUGGGUUUCUAGGUCGUUUAUAUAGACGCUAUAAACUUCAUAAGAUAUAGUUGUUGGUAUAAUCUUUCUUCAGUUCAUAAAUUGUAAUCCUAUCACUUAUGAUAAUCCCUCUGAAUGAUUCUGAAACGUUGA
Messenger RNA from Cryptomeria japonica (Japanese cedar), 849 nucleotides. RefSeq lists its product as uncharacterized. NCBI's taxonomy places the organism in Eukaryota, Viridiplantae, Streptophyta, Pinopsida, Cupressales, Cupressaceae. The record is from RefSeq and is a predicted model, not a curated record. The coding region runs from base 159 to 767 and encodes 202 amino acids. Gene Ontology annotation, molecular function: RNA binding. The transcript is spliced from 3 exons.